AUGAAGAUCAAGGAAAACGGUCAUGGUGUCGAUUUAUGGCAUUGGAUACCAUCGCAGUUGAAUGUCGCCGACUUAGCAACGAAGUCUUGUAAGUUUGAAAGUGUGAAGGAAUGGCUAAAGGGUCCGGAUUUUCUGCUCAAAGACAGCAGUGAGUGGCCAACUGAUGCACCGGUGGAAUUGUCACCCACUGAAAUGCAUACUAUAUCUGAAAAUGAAAAAAUAUUGAGAUUACCCGAGAACGAGAAGCCUAAACGUUUAACAAUUACUGUACAUGAUAUGUCCGAUGCGAGAAAUGCGUGGUACAGGAAGGUGCAAUCGGAGGUCUUCAAAGAAGAGCGACGCAGCAUAAAGAAUUCAGGAUUCGUGAAAAGCAGCAGUCGUUUGAGAACCUACUCGCCGUUCCUACAAGAUGGGUUGAUCCGCAUGCGAGGCCGCGUGCAAGAUGACAACAAGCCGUUCGAAGUUAAUAACCCCGUCAUUCUGCCGGACAAUCAUCCUUUUUCAACAUUACUGAUUCGCAUGUACCAUAUCGCUAAUGCACAUCAAGGCUUUGAAACAGUUGUCAACAACAUCAAGGAACGUCAUCGUAUUCUCCGGAUUCGCUCGCAGGUGAAAAAAUACAUUAUGUCUUGUGUCAAGUGUCGAGAGCCCAGGGCAAGACCUCGAAUUCCGCAGAUGGGAAUGCUGCCGCCAGAACAAACAAAUCCUUUCGUAUUCUCGUUUACCAACACUGGAAUAGAUUAUUUUGGACCACUAUGUGUCAAGGUCGGCCGUCGUGUUGAAAAAAGAUGGGUGGUACUCUUCACAUGUAUGACUUCCAGAGCAGUGCAUCUCGAAGUUGUAGCAUCGCUAGAUACAAGCAGCUGCAUUAUGGCCAUACGCUGUUUCAUGUCCAUCCGUGGAUUACCGCAAUGUAUCAUGACAGACAAUGGUACCAACUUCACAGGCGCAGAUCAAGAACUAAAGAAGCUAGUGAAAGCUUUGGAUCAGCCACAACUCGAGGACUCAUUGAGUGUGAGAGGUGUCGAAUGGAAAUUCAUUCCACCGGGUGCUCCGCAUUUUGGAGGAUGCUGGGAGCGUUUGGUGCGCUCCGUGAAAAGUGGUCUUCGUGCAAUGCUUAAGGAAAGACAUAAGACGGACUUGGUAUUGCGAACAACAUUAUGUGAGGUGAUGAAUACUGUCAACAAUAGGCCGCUUACACAUGUUCCGGAGCACCCCCAAGAUGUUGAACCUCUGACGCCGAACAUGCUGCUGUUAGGCCGAAACAAUUCGACACAGUUCGAUCACGACUUCGACGAACGAGACUUGGACUGUCGUGCCGCUUACAAGCAAUCCCAGGUUUACGCCGAUCGUUUCUGGCGCAGGUGGUUAGCAUGUUAUCGUCCUGAACUGAUAAGGAGUCGGAAAUGGCCUGACAACAGGAACUAUCACGAAUAUCAUAUCGGUGAUGUAGUAAUGAUAGUUGAUGAAGCCUUGCAUCGAGGAAGUUGGAUAAAAGGCAUAGUCGAAGCAGUGUACAAGGGUCCAGAUGAAAAAGUCAGAACAGUAUCGGUUAGAACAUCAAAAUCAUUGUUUAAAAGGCCAGUGACCAAGAUUGUGCUACUCCAGUCCAUCAGCUCGUUUUCGGGCCCGGAGAAUGUUACCAACCCUGUCAGCAGUACAACCACUUUUGCUCGGGUACGGUGA
Armigeres subalbatus is the source of this 1686-nucleotide messenger RNA. RefSeq lists its product as uncharacterized. Bases 1 to 1686 code for a protein of 561 amino acids. The transcript is spliced from 2 exons. The record is from RefSeq and is a predicted model, not a curated record. NCBI's taxonomy places the organism in Eukaryota, Metazoa, Arthropoda, Insecta, Diptera, Culicidae. Gene Ontology annotation, biological process: DNA integration. Gene Ontology annotation, molecular function: nucleic acid binding.